Cryptomeria japonica (Japanese cedar) is the source of this 945-nucleotide messenger RNA. RefSeq names its product borneol dehydrogenase, mitochondrial-like. The record is from RefSeq and is a predicted model, not a curated record. The coding region runs from base 1 to 945 and encodes 314 amino acids. Lineage: Eukaryota; Viridiplantae; Streptophyta; Pinopsida; Cupressales; Cupressaceae. The transcript is spliced from 2 exons.
AUGGCUCCGCCAGCCAACGUUGCCUUUUCUUAUAUAAAUAGAUGUCUCCCCUGUAAAAUACUCAUACAAAUCGGAGAUAACCUCAAUACCAUCUCCAACUUCUGUAGCUUAUACUCAGACAAAGAACGAUGUCUAAAGAUCGAAGUCCUCAUUUGGAAAUGCAGAUUGGAAGGGAAGGUUGCAAUAAUCACAGGUGGAGCAGGAGGCCUUGGAGAAGCCACUGUUCGGCUCUUCCUCGAAAAUGGAGCAAAAGUCAUAAUUGCAGACAUUGCAGAUGAUGCUGGUCAUAUUCUUGCACAAUCUCUCUCAGAAUGGGCAACUUUUAUUCAUUGUGAUGUGACCAAAGAGCAAGAUGUUAGGGCAGCAGUGGAUCUGGCGAUGGAAAAGCAUGGACAACUGGACAUUAUGUUUAACAAUGCCGGUAUAGGGGAGGACCGUAAAGGUAGUGUUGCAGAGUAUGAUAUGGAACGAUUUGAACGCACAAUGGACAUAAAUGCAAAAGGUGUAAUGCAUGGGCUUAAGCAUGCAGCUCGUGUUAUGAUACCCAAUAGAAAAGGCUGUAUAAUUUCUACUGCAAGUGUUGCAGGAACUAUUGGAGGCAAUGCACCUUAUGCAUACACAGCCUCAAAACAUGCAGUAAUAGGGUUCACUAAGAAUGGUGCAGCUGAGCUUGGGAAAUAUGGUAUCAGAGUUAACUGUAUUUCUCCUUCUUACGUUGCAACAGGGCUUCUAGUGGAGUCUUUGGGAACAAAAGAUAAGGGUGAAGUGGAGGAGUGGAUUAGCUGCAGAAGCAACUUGAAGGGAGUGGUUCUUACAGAAGAGGAUAUUGCACAGGCUGCUCUGUUUUUGGGCAGUGAUGAAUCAAAAUUUAUCAGUGGUCAUAAUCUUCUUGUGGAUGGAGGCUUCUCAGUUGUAAACCACGACGGUGGACUGUACAGGCCUUAA